Molecule: messenger RNA, 546 nt
Organism: Kluyveromyces lactis
Lineage: Eukaryota; Fungi; Ascomycota; Saccharomycetes; Saccharomycetales; Saccharomycetaceae
Exons: 1
Coding region: 1-546 (181 amino acids)
Biological process (GO): intracellular protein transport; vesicle-mediated transport
Cellular component (GO): cytoplasm; plasma membrane
Molecular function (GO): GTP binding; GTPase activity
Source: RefSeq, a predicted model, not a curated record
AUGGGUGUUUCGUUUUCUAAGUUGUUCAGCAACUUGUUCGGUCAUAAAGAAAUGAGAAUCUUGAUGGUUGGUCUUGAUGGUGCUGGUAAGACCACUGUUUUAUAUAAGUUGAAAUUGGGUGAAGUUGUCACUACAAUUCCAACUAUUGGUUUCAACGUUGAGACUGUUGAAUACAAGAACAUCUCAUUCACUGUUUGGGAUGUCGGUGGACAAGAUAAGAUCAGACCAUUAUGGAGACAUUACUUUAGAAACACUGAAGGUAUCAUCUUCGUUGUUGACUCUAACGAUAGAGCUCGUAUUGCUGAAGCUAGAGAAGUCCUACAAAGAAUGUUGAACGAAGACGAAAUCAGAAACGCUGUUCUAUUGGUCUUCGCUAACAAACAGGAUUUGCCAGAAGCCAUGCCAGCUGCCGAAAUCACCGAAAAGUUGGGCUUACACUCCAUCAGACAACGUCCAUGGUACAUUCAAGCUACUUGUGCUACUUCUGGUGAAGGUUUGUACGAAGGUUUGGAAUGGUUGAGUACUACUUUGAAGAACCAAUCUUAA